Molecule: messenger RNA, 744 nt
Organism: Haliaeetus leucocephalus (bald eagle)
Lineage: Eukaryota; Metazoa; Chordata; Aves; Accipitriformes; Accipitridae
Gene: S100B
Product: S100 calcium binding protein B
Exons: 2
Coding region: 128-406 (92 amino acids)
Biological process (GO): positive regulation of cell population proliferation; positive regulation of canonical NF-kappaB signal transduction
Cellular component (GO): nucleus; cytoplasm
Molecular function (GO): S100 protein binding; calcium ion binding; zinc ion binding
Source: RefSeq, a predicted model, not a curated record
GUCCAGCAUUGCUGACCGAUGAGGGGAGCCCCAGUGUGGCCGUGCUUGCAAAGCAAAAGGCAUCGCUGGAGCUUGCCCAGGCUAACACACCCACCGCUCCCUCUGACCUCAGGGCCACGCUGUGACCAUGUCUGAGCUGGAGAAGGCCAUGAUCGCCAUCAUUGAUGCCUUCCACCAGUACUCAGGGAAGGAGGGAGACAAGCACAAGCUGAAGAAAUCAGAACUGAAGGAGCUCAUUAACAACGAGUUGACCCAUUUCCUUGGUGAGAUCAAAGACCAGGAGACUGUGGACAAAGUCAUGGAGGCGCUGGACAGCGAUGGGGAUGCAGAGUGCGACUUCCAGGAGUUUGUAGCCUUCAUUGCCAUGGUCACCGCUGCUUGCCAUGAGUUCUUUGAGCACGAGUGAGCUGGUGGGAAGCAGGCAAGCACGUCCUGCUCAUGCUGGAGAGAUGCAGAGUAGCAUCGCUCCUCUGGGAAAAAGACUGGGUGCUAUUAGGGGCUCCUUGGAGUUAAGCUUGUGCUAGACUUAAGCAGCUUAUUAAGUUCUGUGGCUUUGUGAACAAGAAACACCCGCACGGCUCAGGAAAGCCUAUUGGCCAGUGCCCACCUGGCUGGAUGCAGUGUGCGAAUGCCUUGUCUCAAGCUCCUUCCCUGCUGCUGUAUGCAAGGGAUGUGCACGGGGCUGGAGGCAGGCAGAUGCCAUGAUCCAAGCUUGCUUGCAAAGGGAAAAGGGAAAUUCAAGGG